UUCAAAAAAUUAAUUUCCUGAUUUUUUUUUUUCAAAAUUGAUUUUUGUUUUUCAAUAUAUAGUCGUAUAGAAAAUCAAGUUUCCUCUGAAACGAGUACCUACAAGACAUAUUCAUCAUUGUCAUUCAAAAAAAUCCCCGGCAGAUCCGAAUUACGGACUACCAAAAUGUCUUGUGACCCGGACGAAUUGAUGUCAACACUCGAAAAAUCUGAUGCAGCAACAAUUAAAACCAUCGUGUCCAACCUACCCGACCCAAAUGCCCCAGUUUACUUUGGAGAGACUUUGCUGUACUUAGCGACUAGCAAAGGCAACCUGGACCUCAUCAGCCAUUUAGUCGGCUCUGUUGACCUUAACGCCCAAGGGUUCUCUGGACCUGCGUUACACGAAUCGAUAGUCAACGGCCAUCAGGAUAUCACGUCAUUUCUGAUCCAGAAUGGCGCUGACAUAAACCAGACAUCGACUUAUAUGUACCAAGAUGGCUUCUCGCCCCUUCACACCGCCAUUUUGGCAUCAAACGCGCCUGCUACCGAACUGUUACUCAAAAUGGCCGCCGAUGUCAACGCCAGAGAUUCGAGAAUGAACACUCCCCUGCACAUCGCAUCUCAAACCGGAAACUACCACGCAGCAGCUCUGCUUCUGAGUCACGGCGCGUCCAUGGCCGCCAUUAACUCCUACAACGAGACGCCAUUUUGUGUAGCGAUAGACACAGGAAGCUUAAAUAUUCUCAAGCUGUUCCUCACUAACGGAAUUCAUAAAAAAGACCCGCAGCUUCUCAACAAUUCUCUCAAACGCGCGAUCGACACCAGAAAUGUCCAUGUAGUUCAGUUUAUGAUCGACAAUGGCGCUGAUGUCAAUUUCGUGUCUCCGUAUAAGAAAUUCACGCCUUUACACUUCGCAAUCGCUGCCGAUGAACUCAAAAUCAUUGAAACUCUGCUACAAAAUUCUGCGAACGUUCUCUCGCGUUCCGAAAGUGAUUCGCUACCGAUUUUUUACGCCGAUCAUCAGAAAAAAAGUGCGAUGGUCGAUUUAUUAUUAGAUCGACAUUCUGAAAUAGAUCUAGAGCAUGGAAAAGAAUUGAUUUACGAAGCUGUGAUGAAUGAUUGCCCUCUGGUGGUCGAGAAACUUCUAACCCACCGACUUUAUAAUUUGAAUGUCGACGACUUAACUGCCAGCGGUGUCAGAUUACUCGACGCGGCUAUUUUGAAUAAAAAAGAAUCUAGUGCCGAUGUGCUGCUCAAGUGUGGCGCUAAUUCUGAGCUUAGAUCUCAAGGAGUCACUACUAUCGACUUAGCAUUUCGGUGCAAAAAUUACUACUUUAUCUACAGCUGGUUAAAAUACGGAGGUGAUUUUUAUAAUUAUCACGCAAACCAGCCGCUUUAUCUCUCACGGCUGGAGAAAAUAAUCGAAAUGAAUGACUCUCAUGAAUACGGUGCGUAUGUAAUGGAGUGGGAGUUGAGGGACCACCUGAUUUUGAUGAAAUCUGCGGGAUAUUUUACCCACAGUCGGUACGACGAAUUAACAGACGGCUACGGCACGCGCGAGAAGGCUUCGAUUGAGUGGGACUGCGAACAAGAACUGGAGAGGGCUAAGAGAACUUUUGUAGGCGGUGUCAGUUGUUGGGAUUUGCUGACAAUGGGAGACAGAAGACUGAUGACCUGGUCCAGAAAACCGGAAGUUAAGACUAUUAUGGAGGAAGGAAAAUUUGAAAUACCCUUCCGUUAUUGCGACCGGUGGUUGAUGAGUUGCUAUAGAAGGGGGGUUAGGAGACCGGGAUUGGUUAAUAAGUUCGGUGAGUGCUUUGGGGAAAUUUUUAGUGACUUGGGAUUCGAUGAAGUCGAGAAAGUUCUGAUUUAUUUGACCAAUGAUGACAUUGGAAAUUUAAUUUACGUUUGCGAAGGCCAGUGAAGAAAUAGUGGGAAUCAAGUGCACAGAAAAAAAGGAAAUCUUGAAACAAGAAAUAAAAUGUCUUCGAAAUUUUUUUUUUGAAACAAGCGAAAUUUCUCUAUUAAUAAAAUAAAGAAGGGAAAAUAAUAAAAUUAUUUUCUUCAAUUUUGUUAAAAAACUCAAUUGACUAUUCUACUAUUUUUUAAAUCAUUAACAUUGUAGUUGUCAUAUAUUAUUUGUUUUGAUUUUAUCGGUUAACCUUAUUCUAUUCUAAAAUAAUAGUGUUUAUUAUUUAUUAAAAUUUUUUAUACUUAAUUUUUUUAUCGAAAUAUAUUCAAUUUAAUUUUCUCUAUCAAAAAUACAAUUACACUUUUUUAUUUAUAUCAUUAUAAAUUUUUAUAUUUUGAUUUUAUAACGAAUUUUUAUUUUUUACACCGAUUUUAUAUAUCUUUUAUAAUUCUCGAGCAUGAUUUUUUGUAGCCAUCAGAUGUCGUUUUCGUCACGCUCCCUGCCAAUUUCUGUCUCUUUAGUUUUUAUGCGGCGUUGCCAAAUGAAAAUACUACUCUAGCCAAAUUACACAUAGAACUAAUUUGACACCUGUGGUAACGGUAGUAGGGG
Messenger RNA from Microplitis mediator, 2502 nucleotides. Its product is annotated as putative ankyrin repeat protein RF_0381. Gene Ontology annotation, molecular function: protein binding. The coding region runs from base 166 to 1905 and encodes 579 amino acids. Lineage: Eukaryota; Metazoa; Arthropoda; Insecta; Hymenoptera; Braconidae. The transcript is spliced from 2 exons. The record is from RefSeq and is a predicted model, not a curated record.